AUGUUUUUUUUUGUUCUAUUCACUUUCCAAACUCUUCCGAAGCAGACACCGCCAUCGAGUCUUGGUGUGGGUGACAAGAUCGGAGAUGGGGACUCUAGCCUCAUGCUUAACGUGCUUCCCCCUGAAUUAUGCGACACAGCGUUCAAGCAGAUUAUAGACGAGGUUGAUUGGAAUGUUAUGUAUCACCGUGGUGGUGAGGUACCGAGGCGCGUGGCAGUCGAGGGGGAGAUAUCAAAUGAUGGAAGCUUCCCAAUUUACCGACAUCCUGCAGAUGAGUCCCCUCCGCUUCGACGAUUUUCCCCAACGGUAGCUACCAUCCGCGAGCACGUGGAGAACGUUCUUAAUCACCCCGUGAACCAUGUCUUAAUUCAACACUACCGCAGUGGUGCGGACUACAUCUCAGAGCACUCUGACAAGACGAUCGAUGUCGUGCGUGGAUCGAAGAUAGUCAAUGUCAGCCUAGGCGCUCAGCGAGUGAUGACACUUCGUCUGAAACGAGAUGGGGCGCAACAAACGGGUGACAGUGCCGUGACCCCACGGCCAUCACAGAAAAUUCCGCUGCCUCAUAAUUCAAUGUUUGUCCUUGGUCUCGACACGAAUGCGAAAUGGUUGCACGCAAUUAACCAUGACAGACGUCCGAUACAUUUAAAGUCCGCAGAGGAACAAUUCAUGAAUGGAGAGCGCAUCAGUCUCACGUUCCGUCGUAUCGGCACAUUUCUUUCCGGAGAUGAAUCACGUAUAUACGGCCAGGGGGCCAGGGGAAAGUUCUGUGACGCGGGUCACGCAAUUAUGAGCGGCGGGGAGGAAGCUGCGAAACUCUUGGAAGCGUUUGGUAAGGAGAACCAACAGAGCGAUUUCGACUGGGAAGAGGCGUAUGGAGAGGGUUCCGACGUCUUGCAUUUCACUCCGAGGGAGUCAUGA
Messenger RNA from Suillus plorans, 921 nucleotides. RefSeq lists its product as uncharacterized. Lineage: Eukaryota; Fungi; Basidiomycota; Agaricomycetes; Boletales; Suillaceae. Gene Ontology annotation, biological process: DNA repair; DNA alkylation repair. The record is from RefSeq and is a predicted model, not a curated record. Gene Ontology annotation, cellular component: nucleus. Gene Ontology annotation, molecular function: dioxygenase activity. Bases 1 to 921 code for a protein of 306 amino acids. The transcript has 4 exons.